Messenger RNA from Xenopus laevis (African clawed frog), 2115 nucleotides. It is a transcript of the gene trabd.L, whose product is annotated as TraB domain containing L homeolog. NCBI's taxonomy places the organism in Eukaryota, Metazoa, Chordata, Amphibia, Anura, Pipidae. The record is from RefSeq and is marked provisional.
GGCAUUGAAGCAACAACAACCCAGGACUGCGAGUUGUGUUAUGAAAAUCUGGAGUGUGCGCGGCGGCCGACCCUCUUCUAUUCAUCUUCAUUUUGUCAAUCACUCCAGAUCUGGUCGCUAGGGUUGCAUCACUCUUGGAAUGACGGAGGACCAACAGCAAGAGUAUCUACAGCUUGGUACAGAGCCAGCGCCAGAAGAUGGGUCCAGUGAGUCUUCAGGUAUCCCAAACAACAUCUCUGAUGAGGAUGCCUUCAGAAUCCUAUGGGAAAUGAAAAUUAAGAAAAGACAGAAGCUACCAACUCUUCCAGAUACUGUGACAGAACUUACCACUGAAGAAGGGAGCAAAGUCUAUAUUGUAGGCACUGCCCACUUUAGCGACAGCAGCAAACAAGAUGUGGUUAAGACCAUCCAAGAAGUCCAGCCAGAUGUUGUUGUAGUCGAACUUUGCCAGUACAGAGUAUCCAUGUUGAAGAUGGAUGAAGAAACCCUGCUUAAAGAAGCCAAAGAAAUCAACCUGGAAAAACUUCAUCAAGCGAUUAAACAGAAUGGAGUCAUGUCUGGUCUUAUGCAGAUGCUUCUGCUAAAGGUGUCUGCUCACAUCACAGAACAGCUGGGAAUGGCCCCUGGAGGGGAAUUCAGAGAGGCUUUCAAGGAAGCAAGCAAAGUGCCUUUCUGCAAAUUCCACUUGGGUGACAGACCUAUUCCAGUAACGUUCAAGAGAGCCAUAGCUGCACUAUCGAUAUGGCAAAAGAUCAAACUUGCUUGGGGAUUAUGUUCUUUAUCUGAUCCUAUCAGUGAGGAUGAUGUUGAAAAAUGUAAGCAGAAGGACUUGCUGGAACAGAUGAUGGCAGAAAUGAUUGGGGAAUUUCCUGAUCUUCAUCGUACCAUAGUCUCAGAGAGGGAUAUUUAUCUCACCUACAUGCUAAAGCAAGCUGCUAGACGAACUGAACUACCUCGUGCCUCAGAAACUGAACCUAGAAAAAGUAUCCCGUCUGUUGUUGUUGGAGUAGUUGGAAUGGGACAUGUGCCUGGAAUAGAGAGGAACUGGAACUGUGAAUUAAACAUCCAGGAAAUUAUGAGAGUUCCUCCCCCUUCAACACUGAGCAGGGCUGUUGCAUUUGCUGCAAAGCUUACCUUUUUUGGACUUCUUGGUUAUAGUUGCUACUGUAUUAGCAAAAGGACUGCCCGAAUUAUACUCUCAGUGCCAGCUACACAGUAUUGCCUUCAAAGACUCAACCAAAUGGCCACUGAUCUCAAAUGACCUGUGGAGAAGGUGGUACCGAUAAUUAGCUGCACUUCAUUUGUUGCAGGAGCCUGCUUUCCAGGUCAUUUUUAAAUGGACUGUUUCUAUUCUGCACCAGCCUAAUCCUGCAGAUUACCUUUAGUUGCUAUCCACUAAAGUAGCAUUAAAGGAAAUGGUAAACAGAUGUUGACUAUUUGUUUACGCAAAUUGUCUACAUGGUCCAAAAGGUACAGUAUGUGGUUAACUGAUAUAAAAGUAUUCAGGUGUGCUUUUACCAAAUAUUCUUAAAACAGUUGAUUUGCCCAUGCAAACAUCACGAGUGCACUUCUGUGAUAUAUGUGGUGUCAGAUUUGCUUAAUUACUCUGCAGUAGAUGUGAUUUAUUUUAAUCUAAGGAACGGUGUUGAAACAAAUUUGCUUUUCCCCCUCAUGAUACAGAUUGUAAUCUGUCCUGCUUUUCUUAGAUGAACAUGAUUUGGCAUUGUUUCAAAUAUAUAAAAUUACAACUAAGGAUUAUAGUUGGCAAAGUCCUCUUAGGAAGAACCAUAGUGAUCAGAAAUUCUGGCAAUUACUUUCCAUCCAAGAGAAAGGGAAAUGUAUUGCAAGUGACAGGAUAACCGUUUAUGCAAUGUUUGCAUUCCCUUGCAAGACUGCUCAAAUGUGAAAUGGGAAGCAGCAACCUGAAACUCGGUUUUGGUUCUUCCUGAAUAAGGUUGCCGUAGUCGGACUGCCUCACAUGCCAUUGCCCUGAACUUUAGGGACUAAAUAAAACUACAAUGAAACUGAUAUAUCUUUAUGGUCUGUGGCUACAGAAUGUGGCUCAGUAGUGCUAUCCUGCUUUACAAAUUGUCCUUAAGAUUGUGCAUACCUAAA